GACUGCGUCACACGGCGGCUAACGUGCGCGUUUAUGAGGGAGAAUAAAAUCUCCCCGUCGCCUCGACACUAAUAAUAUUAUUUCACUAAAUAUGUGAGCAUCGUCUCUGCUUAACAGCGUGAACGCAGAUCUGAGAGUGCGCAGAGACGCAGCUUCGCAUUAUCCGCGGACACCAGACGCGCGCAUCACAGCCGACACAUUCUACAGGUAAAGCAAGAUGGACGCGAAGGACCAAGGCGCACAAAUGGAGCCUCUGCUGCCGACGGUGGUCACCCCUACUGGAGGACAAAGUGUGAGACAUGAAGAUGAGGCUGUUGUGGAUCGAGGAGGAAACUUGCUUAAAGCCCCCUUUGAGAAGGAGGAUCUAGAAGGUCACAGGACUCUGUAUAUCGGCGUUCAUGUCCCUCUAGGAAGGAAAACACACAGACGACAUCGUCACCAUGGACACAGACACAGGAAGAGAAGCAGAGAGAGAGAUUCAGGGGUCGAGGAUGGACGCGAAUCACCUUCAUACACUGGUUCUGUUCUGUGUUCUGGCACAGAUACUCCAUCACAGAGGGUUCAGUUUCUUCUGGGAACUGAAGAUGAUGACGAAGAACACAUGCCACACGACCUCUUCACUGAGCUGGAUGAAAUCUGUCUCCGUGAGGGAGAAGAUGCUGAGUGGAGAGAAACAGCCAGGUGGCUGAAGUUUGAAGAGGACGUGGAGGACGGGGGAGAGAGGUGGAGUAAACCCUACGUUGCCACUCUCUCUCUUCACAGUCUCUUUGAGCUCCGCAGCUGCAUUAUUAACGGAACCGUUAUGCUCGAUAUGAGAGCCAGUUCUCUAGAGGAGAUCGCCGACAUGGUGUUGGAUCAACAGGAGGUGGUUGGGCAUCUAGAAGAUGAUGUUCGGAAGAAGAUCAAAGACGCUCUUUUGAAGCAACAUCACCAUCAGAACCAGAAGAAACUAGCCAACCGCAUUCCUAUCGUCCGCUCGUUCGCUGACAUCGGCAAGAGGCAAUCUGAGACCAACUGCGUGGACAAAAACGGGCAGAUGAUUUCCCCCCAGUCUCAACCCAUCACCACAGAAGGCAAAAGUGACGUCAGCCGUGAGAACAGCGCAGUGGACUUCAGUAAGAUAGAUCUGCACUUCAUGAAGAAGAUUCCUCCGGGUGCAGAGGCUUCCAAUAUCUUGGUUGGAGAGCUGGAGUUUCUUGACAGGCCUGUGGUGGCGUUUGUCCGUCUCUCUCCCGCCGUACUUCUGAACGGCCUGGCGGAGGUUCCCAUCACUACCAGGUUUCUGUUCAUCUUGCUGGGGCCGCUUGGAAAAGGAGCACAAUAUCACGAAAUUGGCAGAUCAAUCGCGACGUUAAUGACAGAUGAGGUUUUCCAUGAUGUUGCCUAUAAAGCUAAAGACCGCAAUGAUCUGAUCGCUGGAAUCGAUGAAUUUCUUGACCAGGUCACAGUUUUGCCCCCGGGAGAAUGGGAUCCAUCUAUCAGGAUAGAGCCACCAAAAAACGUCCCGUCUCAGGAGAAAAGGAAGAUCCCUGGGGUGCCUAACGGAGAACUGGCAGCGACAGAAGAACAUGGUGGUCAUGGAGGCCCUGAGCUGCAGCGCACCGGGAGGGUGUUUGGUGGAUUGUUUCUGGAUGUGAAGAGAAAGUCUUCGCAUUUCUUAUCUGAUUUCACCGAUGCGUUCAGUCUUCAGUGUUUGGCCUCUUUUCUGUUUCUGUACUGCGCCUGUAUGUCCCCUGUUAUCACCUUCGGAGGACUGCUGGGAGAAGCCACGGAGGGACGCAUAAGUGCCAUCGAGUCUCUGUUUGGAGCCUCUAUGACUGGGAUUGCUUACUCGCUGUUUGCUGGCCAGCCUCUCACUAUACUGGGCAGCACUGGACCUGUCCUGGUGUUUGAGAAGAUACUCUUCAAAUUCUGCAAGGAAUAUGGGCUGUCGUACCUGUCCCUCAGGGCAUGUAUCGGGCUGUGGACGGCCUUCCUCUGUCUGCUGCUGGUGGCCACUGACGCCAGUUCCCUGGUGUGCUACAUAACCCGCUUUACAGAGGAGGCCUUCGCCUCGCUUAUCUGCAUCAUCUUCAUAUAUGAGGCCUUGGAGAAGCUCAUACAUCUCGGAGAGACAUACCCCAUCAACAUGAACAACAAUCUGGAGAAACUGACCUCAUACAGAUGUUCCUGUAUUGAGCCUGAAAGCCCCAGUAAUGCCACUCUCCAGUACUGGGAGAAAAAUAACAUUUCCGCUUCUGAGAUCUACUGGGAGGCUUUGGAGGUUCAGGACUGCAUUGAGAAGAAAGGAGAAUUUUUGGGGUCUGCUUGUGGUCCUCAUGGUCCGUACAUUCCCGAUGUUCUCUUCUGGUCUGUGGUUCUGUUCUUCUCCACUGUGGCCAUGUCAGCUUUCCUCAAAGAAUUCAAGACCAGCCGUUACUUUCCCACGAAGGUGAGAUCCCUCAUCAGUGAUUUUGCAGUCUUCAUCACUAUUGUUACAAUGGUUCUGAUGGACUACGCUAUAGGGGUGCCUUCACCCAAACUGCAGGUUCCCAAUGAGUUUAAGCCGACCCGUGAUGACCGCGGGUGGUUUGUUAACCCGUUGGGUCCGAACCCGUGGUGGACGUGUGUGAUCACGGUCAUUCCUGCUCUCCUCUGCACCAUCCUCAUCUUUAUGGACCAGCAGAUCACAGCUGUGAUCAUCAACAGAAAGGAACACAAGCUCAAGAAAGGCUGUGGGUAUCACCUGGAUCUGUUCAUGGUGGGCGUGAUGCUGGGCGUCUGCUCUCUGAUGGGACUGCCGUGGUUUGUGGCCGCGACCGUGCUGUCCAUCAGUCACGUGAACAGUCUGAAACUAGAGUCAGGGUGUUCGGCACCCGGGGAGCAGCCGAAGUUUCUCGGCAUUCGAGAGCAACGUGUGACGGGUCUCAUGAUCUUUCUCCUCAUGGGCUGCUCUGUCUUCAUGACCUCAGUGCUGAAGUUCAUUCCCAUGCCAGUUCUGUAUGGCGUUUUCCUCUACAUGGGAGCGUCUUCUCUGCGAGGAAUCCAGUUUUUCGAUCGUUUGCGGUUGUUCGGGAUGCCGGCCAAACACCAGCCGGACUUUAUUUACCUGAGACACGUUCCCUUGAGAAAGGUUCACCUGUUCACCAUCAUCCAGCUGAGCUGUCUGGUUCUCCUGUGGGUCAUCAAAACCUCCAGGGCUGCCAUCGUCUUUCCCAUGAUGGUUUUGGCUUUGGUCUUUAUUCGGAAGCUGCUGGAUUUCAUCUUCACAAAAAGAGAGCUCAGCUGGCUCGAUGACCUCAUGCCCGAAAGCAAGAAGAAGAAGCUGGAGGACGCUAAGCGAGAGGAGGAGCAAAGUAUUUUGGCAGAGGAAGAAGCAGUGGUACAAGUGCCACUGGAGGGACAUUACAAAGAUGAUCCCUCCACUGUCAACAUUACUGAUGAGAUGUCCAAAGGUUCCUUUGGAAAAACUUGGAACUCCAAAAACGAUCCAAGCUCCAAAAGCCUUCUUACCUAAAUUUUUAGACUCUGCGCUCCAGAGCGUGUUUAAUAAAAGAACGCACAACAAACAUCAAUGGGAAGAUGAAGAGAGCUGAAGACUUCACUCAUUCACUGUGGUCUCACAUGAUUGUUUACCCAAAGCUGUUCAAAUACCAUUGUUUUUAAAGGAAUAGUUCACCCAAAAUAUUAAUUGUUAAAUAAAUAUAACCACAGACUAACCCUAAGAGUUUCACAGUUGUAUGAUUACAAAACAAAUUUGCUAUACAGCAUAUACUGUGUGUAAAACGUUUUUUUUUUUUUUAAAGAUGCCCCCAAACACACCUUGAACUUGAACGUGUAUCACAAUGAUAAACUCUUGGGCUUAUAGAAAUAUAUCUUGUUUAUAUAGUAAUACCAGCAAAUAAAGAUGUUAAAUUGUCUUGUGUGAAAGAUGUGAGGCAGAAAGUGAUUUUUAAGAACUGUUCUGAACCUUUCUUUUAAGUUGUCAUAAAUCUUUUGUAUUUUAAAAAAUAGUAGGCCUACAUAAUUUAUGAAACAACUCGUCUCUAAAAGUUUCAAACAGAUGUUAAAUAUCUACAGCUAUCAGUUCAUAAAACUGUGUUUUAAAAAAAGCCACUUUACCAUAAAACAGCAUGCAUAAAUGUUUGUUUUGGGGUGAUGAACUGCCUGCUUGCAUAAAAUCAUAGGGCUGAGCAAAAUAUAAAAUAUGUAUUUUAAUAUUUUUCAAGCCGUUUAAGAUUUUAUAUCCUAUGUAUUUGCUUUUUUGUUUGAAGUUACACCACUGUAUCCUCUGGGUUGCUUGAAUUAGAAGCAUCUGAUAAAUGGUGUACCACCAUAAUAUACAAACCCGAUUCCAAAAAAGUUGGGACACUGUACAAAUUGUGAAUAAAAACAGAAUGCAAUGAUGUGGAAGUUUCAAAUUUCAAUAUUUUAUUCAGAAUACAACAUAGAUGACAUAUCAAAUGUUUAAACUGAGAGAAUGUAUCAUUUUAAGGGAAAAAUAAGUUGAUUUUAAAUUUCAUGGCAUCAACACAUCUCAAAAAAGUUGGGACAAGGCCAUGUUUACCACUGUGUGGCAUCCCCUCUUCUUUUUAUAACAGUCUGCAAACAUCUGGGGACUGAGGAGACAAGUUGCUCAAGUUUAGGAAUAGGAAUGUUGUCCCAUUCUUGUCUAAUACAGACUUCUAGUUGCUCGACUGUCUUAGGUCUUCUUUGUCGCAUCUUCCUCUUUAUGAUGCGCCAAAUGUUUUCUAUGGGUGAAAGAUCUGGACUGCAGGCUGGCCAUUUCAGUACCCGGAUCCUUCUUCUACGCAGCCAUGAUGUUGUAAUUGAUGCAGUAUGUGGUCUGGCAUUGUCAUGUUGGAAAAUGCAAGGUCUUCCCUGAAAGAGACGACGUCUGGAUGGGAGCAUAUUUUUUUCUAGAACUUGGAUAUACCUUUCAGCAUUGAUGGUGCCUUUCCAGAUGUGUAAGCUGCCCAUGCCACACGCACUCAUGCAACCCCAUACCAUCAGAGAUGCAGGCUUCUGAACUGAGCGCUGAUAACAACUUGGGUUGUCCUAGUCCUCUUUAGUCCGGAUGACAUGGCGUCCCAGUUUUCCAAAAAGAUCUUCAAAUUUUGAUUCGUCUGACCACAGAACAGUUUUCCACUUUGCCACAGUCCAUUUUAAAUGAGCCUUGGCCCAGAGAAAACGCCUGCGCUUCUGGAUCAUGUUUAGAUAUGGCUUCUUUUUUGACCUAUAGAGUUUUAGCCGGCAACGGCGAAUGGCACGGUAGAUUGUGUUCACCGACAAUGUUUUCUGGAAGUAUUCCUGAGCCCAUGUUGUGAUUUCCAUUACAGUAGCAUUCCUGUAUGUGAUGCAGUGCCGUCUAAGGGCCCGAAGAUCACGGGCAUCCAGUAUGGUUUUCCGGCCUUGACCCUUACGCACAGAGAUUGUUCCAGAUUCUCUGAAUCUUUGGAUGAUAUUAUGCACUGUAGAUGAUGAUAACUUCAAACCCUUUGCAAUUUUUCUCUGAGAAACUCCUUUCUGAUAUUGCUCCACUAUUUUUCGCCGCAGCAUUGGGGGAAUUGGUGAUCCUCUGCCCAUCUUGACUUCUGAGAGACACUGCCACUCUGAGAGGCUCUUUUUAUAACCAAUCAUGUUGCCAAUUGACCUAAUAAUUUGCAAAUUGGUCCUCCAGCUGUUCCUUAUAUGUACAUUUAACUUUUCCUGCCUCUUAUUGCUACCUGUCCCAACUUUUUUGGAAUGUGUAGCUCUCAUGAAAUCCAAAAUGAGCCAAUAUUUGGCAUGACAUUUCAAAAUGUCUCACUUUCAACAUUUGAUAUGUUAUCUAUAUUCUAUUGUGAAUAAAAUAUAAGUUUAUGAGAUUCGUAAAUUAUUGCAUUCCUUUUUUAUUCACAAUUUGUACAGUGUCCCAACUUUUUUGGAAUCGGGUUUGUACAUAAAAACUGCUGUACUGUAAAUCCUUGAAAUACAGUACCUAAGAAAGCUGCUGGUGUGAAAGUGUAAAUAUUUAAUCCGUCAAAUCUGAUAGGAAUUUAUAUCUCUGUUUUAAAGGUUGUGUUUUAUCUCUAUGUUGAUUUCAAGUGUAGGUGUGUUUUCAUGCUAAUAGUGAUGGACAAACAUGUACUGUAUGAAGUCAUAUCACCUGCACAUCAGGAAACUGUCUUCACAAAUUAUUUUUUUGCAUUAACUGCAUCGAUGUACGCCAGAUUACAAACUCUAGCUAAAGAACACAGCAAUAGAUUAUUUCUACUGUACAUGUUGAGAUGCUCAUGCAGUUAUUUUCAUAACGCCAUAUCUGUUGCUCGAGUAUUUAUAAUGAAACAGACAAGAAUUUAAAUGCGACAUAAAUGUUAAUACCAUAAAUACAUUCAAAUGUUUUGCUUUUGUUGUUGUGGAUUCACACCCAGUCUGAAUUUGAAGACAAAAGCAUCUGUUUUUCUGUUGUCUUUUUUUCAAUUCAUAUUUUAUUUGAUCAGUUUAUUCAAUAUUCUGACUUUAGCUGAAGUCCUACUGGAAAAUAUCCAUUUCUGUUGACUGUGUGUUGAUGUUUCUGUAAACUAACUUGGUGUGAAAAUUAAACUAAAGUAUC
Molecule: messenger RNA, 6574 nt
Organism: Triplophysa rosa
Lineage: Eukaryota; Metazoa; Chordata; Actinopteri; Cypriniformes; Nemacheilidae
Gene: slc4a10b
Product: solute carrier family 4 member 10b
Exons: 27
Coding region: 218-3496 (1092 amino acids)
Biological process (GO): monoatomic anion transport; regulation of intracellular pH; transmembrane transport
Cellular component (GO): basolateral plasma membrane; plasma membrane
Molecular function (GO): sodium:bicarbonate symporter activity; solute:inorganic anion antiporter activity; monoatomic anion transmembrane transporter activity
Source: RefSeq, a predicted model, not a curated record